UUUCUUUCGAAGAUCAGAGGUUAGAGGUCACAGCACCGAUUCAGCCGGCAAGGAUGGCGACCACACGAGUUUUCGGAGCUCUGCGAGCAAUUUCUCGGACAAAUUACACGCAUACCGGAGGUUGUCGAAGCAUGGCCAUGCCCAGGUAUUUUUCAGUGUCAUCAGUGGUUGCAGCCAAUAAGCAUGUCAGCUAUGACGUCAAGGAUGAGAUUGCUGUUGUACGAAUGAAUUCACCAGAUUCGAAGGUCAACACGUUGUCCAGAGAGUUCAACAGCGAGAUAGAAAGCAUCAUGGGUGAGAUCUGGCAGAAUGAUGCCGUCAAGGGCGUGGUUCUCAUCUCAUCCAAGCCAGACUGCUUCAUUGCAGGAGCUGAUAUCAACAUGCUGGCAGCAUGCAAGACAGCUGAAGAGGUGACGGAAUUGUCCACCAACGGUCAGAAGUUGCUAGCCAGGGUAGAGUCUAGCCCUAAGCCGGUCGUAGCGGCCAUCAUGGGCUCCUGUCUUGGUGGCGGUCUGGAGGUCGCGCUGAGUUGUAAAUACAGAAUUGCAGUGAAUGACAAGAAGACGCAAUUGGCCGCACCGGAGGUCUUACUAGGCAUACUUCCCGGGGCCGGGGGCACACAGAGACUCCCAAAACUGAUUGGUGUUCCUAGUGCCUUUGACAUGAUGUUGACCGGCAAGAAUAUACCGGCCAAGAAGUCCAAGUCCAUGGGCCUGGUGGAUCGCCUGGUGGAACCGCUCGGUCCUGGCGUGAAGUCACCACAGGACAGAACGCUAGAAUACCUAGAAGACGUUGCCGUCCAAGCAGCCAAAGACAUUGUUUCCAAGAAGCUGAAGACAGAAAAAGUCAAGGGACUCACACAAAAGAUGACAGACUACGUGAUGAGCCUGGACUUUGUCAAGAAGCAGAUCUACAAGAGGGUCCACGGAAUGGUCAUGAAGCAAACCAAAGGCCUGUAUCCAGCGCCGCUCAAGAUCAUCGAUGUGGUCCGGACUGGUCUUGAUCAAGGUCCCGAGGCAGGCUACCUCGCCGAGGCCCAGAAAUUCGGGGAACUAGGCAUGACCCCGCAUUCCAAGGGACUCAUGGGACUCUACACUGGCCAGGUCAUCUGUAAAAAGAACCGCUUUGGAGCUCCUGAGCGCCCAGUGAAAACGCUGAGCAUCCUGGGCGCCGGUCUGAUGGGCGCCGGUGUCGGCCAGGUCAGCAUCGACAAGGGAAUGCACAUCAUCUUGAAGGACAUGGCGCUGGACGGCCUGGCUAGGGGAGAGGACCAGAUCUACAAAGGGUUGAACAAGAAGGCCAAGAGAAAGAGAAUUACAACCUUUGAGAGGGACCAUCUGAUGUCCAACCUGACCGGCCAGAUUGACUACCAGAACUUUGACAAGUGUGACAUGGUGAUUGAGGCGGUCUUUGAGGACAUCAACAUCAAACACAGGGUCAUCAAGGAGGUGGAAGCAGUGGUGCCUGAGCACUGUGUGUUUGCAUCCAACACGUCCGCCCUUCCUAUCACCAAGAUAGCUGAAGCUAGCAUCAGACCGGAAAAGGUCAUAGGCAUGCACUACUUCUCCCCCGUCGACAAGAUGCAGCUCCUGGAGAUCAUCACGACAGACAAGACGUCCAAGGACACGGCCGCCUCGGCCGUCAACGUGGGGCUGAGACAGGGCAAAGUGGUCAUCGUGGUCAAGGAUGGUCCUGGGUUCUACACCACCAGGAUACUGGGUCCCAUGCUGUCUGAAGCUGUCAGAGUUCUGCAGGAAGGAGUCAACCCCAAGGAUCUAGAUAAGUACAGCACCUCCUUUGGCUGGCCUGUGGGCACGGCCACCUUGGCCGAUGAGGUCGGCAUCGACGUGGCGGCACACGUGGCCGAGUUCCUGGGAGGUUCCUUCGGCGCACGGUUCGCAGGCGGAGACAUCAACGUCUUGAAAGACAUGGUCAAGGCGGGCUUUUUGGGUCGGAAGUCGGGCAAGGGUUGCUUCGUCUACGAGGGCGGCUCCAAGAACCGCGAGGUCAACCCAGCGGCCGAGGAGAUCAUGAAGAAAUAUCUCAUCCCCAAGAAGGGCGCCGACUCCAUGGAGGAUAUUCAGCUGCGUCUGGCGUCACGGUUUGUCAAUGAGGCCGUCAUGUGCUUACAGGAAGGCAUCUUGAUCUCGCCGGUUGAAGGUGAUAUCGGAGCCGUCUUUGGCCUGGGUUUCCCACCAUUCCAUGGAGGACCCUUCCGCUUUGUGGAUCACUUCGGAGCGGCCAAGUUGGUGGCCACGAUGGAGAGAUACCAGGGCUUGUACGGGGACGAGUUUGCCCCCUGCCAACUCCUGAAGGACCACGCCAAGGACCCGGCCAAGAAAUUCUACCCCUAGUCCGUCUCAUAGAAGCCACCGUUGCACUCAGCGAAAAAAUCAAACGACAGAGCCAAGCGUUGGCCUACAUUGUAACCUUCAUUUU
Molecule: messenger RNA, 2439 nt
Organism: Patiria miniata (bat star)
Lineage: Eukaryota; Metazoa; Echinodermata; Asteroidea; Valvatida; Asterinidae
Gene: hadha
Product: trifunctional enzyme subunit alpha, mitochondrial-like
Exons: 21
Coding region: 54-2354 (766 amino acids)
Biological process (GO): fatty acid beta-oxidation
Cellular component (GO): mitochondrial fatty acid beta-oxidation multienzyme complex; mitochondrion
Molecular function (GO): enoyl-CoA hydratase activity; long-chain (3S)-3-hydroxyacyl-CoA dehydrogenase (NAD+) activity; NAD+ binding
Source: RefSeq, a predicted model, not a curated record